Molecule: messenger RNA, 3033 nt
Organism: Vicia faba (fava bean)
Lineage: Eukaryota; Viridiplantae; Streptophyta; Magnoliopsida; Fabales; Fabaceae
Source: the annotation of a GenBank genome assembly
AUGCAAGCAAUGGGGUUAUCAGUAGCAGUUUCAGUUCCAUUUUACCAUUCCAGAUUAUGCAUCAAUGCCUCUCCUCAUCCACCCAUUCCCCUCAAUUUGAAUCAUGGCUUUUCCAAAUCACUUACAUUCAGGGACAGACUAACUCGUGGGAAGAGUAGCUAUGUCAUUCGUUCCCAAAAGAAUCGUGACGAUGAUGGUGAUGUCGAUGGAUUUUACAUGAGGAAAAGCGUUGAGCUUGCCAGAAAGUAUUUGGGGUGUACAAGCCCCAAUCCUUUAGUUGGAUGUGUUAUUGUCAAAGAUGGUCAAAUUGUUGGCCAAGGUUUUCAUCCUAAACCUGGUCAACCUCAUGCUGAGGUGUUUGCUCUGAGAGAUGCUGCUGAUUUGGACGAGAAUGCAACGACGUAUGUCACUUUAGAAACUUGUAAUCAUUUUGGGAGGACUCCGCCUUGCACUGAAGCUCUCAUUAAAGCUAGACUUAAAAAGGUUGUUGUUGGGAUGGUGGAUCCAAAUCCUAUCGUGGCUUCCAAAGGGUUAGAUAGAUUGAGAGGUGCUGGAAUUGAAGUUGUUGUUGGUGUUGAGGAAGAAUUGUGUAAGGGCCUCAAUGAGGGUUAUAUUCAUCACAUGUUGACCCAGAAGCCUCUGCUUACUUUGAGGUAUUCUCUUUCUGUCAACGGAAACUUGUUGGACUCACUUGGGAAUGGAGUAACUCACUCUGGUGGAUACUAUUCUAGGCUAUUACAAGAAUAUGAUGCAGUUAUAUUAUCCUCUUCUUUAUUUCGUGAAACUUUAUCGGUCGACUCCGUACCUUCAUCUCAAGAACCUGGAGCCAAUCAACCCAUUCGGUUUAUAAUGCAUAGAGAUUCUGGUUCUGGUUCUUCAAAUCAAAUUCCAUUUAUAAUCGAUAACGUUACUGAUAAAAUGAUAAUCUUUACAGAUUGUAUAACAACAGCUCCCGAGGAGACUCAACAAGGAAUUAAAACUGUAUCUGUGGAUCAAAUAAAUCUUGAUGUGAUCUUGGAUUAUUGUAAUCGUCAAGGAUUGUGCAGUGUUCUGUUAGAUAUGAGAGGGAAUUUCAGUGAAUAUCAAGAGCUUGUUAAAGAGGGUAUUAGGAAGAAGUAUAUCAAUAAAUUUUCUUGUCAAUUUCAUCUCUCUUUUUCUUCUCCCUCCCACACCACCACCCUCCAAACCAACAACAUCGUCUUCCAGUAUUCUCUCAACGCUUAUCUAAAUUUCAUUAGAGGUGAUGAUGAAGCCAUCUCCGAACUCGACCACGAAAUCCGCACCAGGAUUCUCCGUGAGAAGUCUAACGCUGACAACACCCUUGCUGCCGCUGAACAAAAGGUCUCUGAAUUGGAGGCUCAAUUGGAGGGAUUGAGGUCUGCUCCUUCUCAGAAGGAUUUACUCGACAAAGAGAAGGAAAUGAUUCAAGGCGAUGUCAUUAAGUUUCACAAGAUUAUUGACGAGUUUGGGUUGCGGAUUGAGUCGAAAGAGAGGGAUUUGGUGGAGAAGGAGAAACAGUUGCAGGCUAAGGUCGUGGAGAGCGACAACAUAUGUCAAGAGAAUAAAAUGCUAAAGAAGAAGGUGGAGUCACAGCCUUUCAAUACCAGGGACGUUGAGAGGAUGAAAAGAGAGUUGCAGGCUGCUGAGAGGGAUGCUGGAGAGGCUGAACUUGCUAGGAAUGAUUGGGAGGAAAAGUGUUGGGAGCUUGGCCGUACUCUCGCAAAUAACAUCAGAGACUUAGAACCUAUCACCAGGGAUUGUAACCAAGCCCUUAAGAGGUUGAAGAUUGGUAAUGACAUUCAAUAUGUGUUGAAUCCCAAGGGAACCACGCCUGCUGAGAUCAUGGGCAUAUGCUGCUGCCGUACAGUGAAUCAAAACUAUGCAAAUAUUCUUUUGAUGCUUUUACGUCUCCGUCAGACUUGUGAUCACCCACUUCUUGUUAAAGAAUACAAUUCUGAUCCUGUUGGAAAAGAUUCUGUUGAAAUGGCAAAAAGGCUUCCAAAAGAGAUGCUGAUAAAUCUGUUUAAUAGUUUGGAAACAACUGCCACUAUAUGUUUUGUCUGCAAUAGGCCAGAGAAUAAGCUUGGAGAUGAUGAAACGUGGGAUAGGGCUGAAAGUGCUCUCAAGGAGGCUUUGGAUGAGUGUGGCAAAGGGAAUGUGUUUGUUAAGAACUUAGCGGAAUCGAUAGAUAAUGUGGGACUGCAUGAUUUAUUUCAAGAAUAUGGGAAUAUUUUGUCUAGCAAAAUUGUCAUCUCUGAAGAUGGGAAGAGCAAAGGGUUUGGUUAUAUACAGUUUGGUUCAGAGGAGUCUGCAAAUGAUGCUAUCCAGAAAAUGAAUGGCUCUACUGUGAGAGAUAAGCAGAUAUAUGUUGGGAAAUUUAUCAGAAAAAGUGAGCGCUCUUUGCCUGAACCUGAUGCCAAAUAUACAAACUUGUACGUUAAGAAUUUGGACCCAGAUAUUACCGAAGCACUUCUUAAAGAAAAGUUCUCAUCUUUUGGAAAAAUUCUUAGCUUGGCUAUUGUAAAGGAUGAGAAGGGGUUGUCAAAAGGUUUUGGAUUUAUGAACUAUGAAAACCCGGAUGAUGCAAGACGAGCAACGGAAGCAAGGAAUGGAUCACAAUUUGGUUCAAAGAACCUGUAUGUUGCAAGAGCACAAAAAAAGGUUGAACGUGAGAAGAUCUUGCAUCAGUGGUUUGCAGAAAGAUGCAUGGAGAAAAACUUGAAAUACAAGGGAUCAAACAUUUAUGUGAAGAACAUUGAUGAUAGUGUUAGUGACGAAGAACUAAAGAGUCAGUUUAGUGCUUGUGGCACAAUAACUUCUGCAAAAGUUAUGCGAGAUGACAAAGGAAAAAGCAAAGGCUUUGUGUUUGUCUGUUUCUCUACCCUGGAUGAGGCUGUUAAGGCUGUGAACAAUUUUCAUGGACGCAUGUUUCACGGAAAACCACUGUAUGUUGCUUUUGCUCAGAGGAAAGAUGUUAGGCAAAGCCUAUUGCAGCUCCAGCAUUCGCACUGGUGUUGUUUAUCAUCACCCUAA